Messenger RNA from Gracilinanus agilis (Agile Gracile Mouse Opossum), 1965 nucleotides. It is a transcript of the gene ALCAM, whose product is annotated as activated leukocyte cell adhesion molecule. Bases 1 to 1965 code for a protein of 654 amino acids. Gene Ontology annotation, cellular component: plasma membrane. Gene Ontology annotation, biological process: cell adhesion. The record is from RefSeq and is a predicted model, not a curated record. NCBI's taxonomy places the organism in Eukaryota, Metazoa, Chordata, Mammalia, Didelphimorphia, Didelphidae. The transcript has 15 exons.
AUGUGUCAGAUUAUUAUGCAUAACAAAGUCAAUGUCUCUGUGGUGCUCUCUCCCUUUCACCCUAUCCGCUGGCCUAAUAUUACUGAUAUCUUGACAGUAGAAGACUUUUCAGGAAGCAAACAAAAAUGUGUGGAAUACAUACUCUAUGCAACAAUAAUAGUUACUAAAUUGACUAUAGAAGGUCUUUUCUAUUUUGGUGUAGUGAAGGUCACCAGUGCCUACUGCCUUGGAUUGUAUACUGUAAAUUCAGUAUAUGGAGAAACCAUUGUUAUGCCUUGCCGUCUGGAAGUACCUCAGACCCUUAUGUUUGGAAAAUGGAAAUAUGAAAAGCCUGAUGGCAGCCCAGUAUUUAUUGCCUUCCGAUCUUCUACAAGAAAACAUGUGCAAUAUGAUGAAGUACCCGAAUACAAAGACAGAUUGAGCCUCUCGGAAAACUACACCUUAUCCAUCAGUCAUGCAAGGAUCAGUGAUGAAAAGAGAUUUGUGUGCAUGCUAGUUACAGAGGACAAUGUGUUCGAGGCCCCGACAGUGGUCAAGGUGUUCAAGCAACCAUCUAAACCUGAAAUUGUAAAUAAAGCACAAUUCUUGGAAACAGAACAACUGAAAAAGUUGGGUGAUUGUGUUUCAAAAGACAGUUAUCCAGAUGUCAACAUUACAUGGUACCGGAAUGGAAAGAUUUUGGAUCCUUCAGAAGAUAUGGUCACAGCUUUACAAAGACAAGUGGAUCCAGCAACUCAACUCUUUACUGUAACAUCAUCUCUAACAUACAAGACCACAAAAAAUGACAUAAAGAUACCAUUUACAUGUUCUGUGACAUAUUAUGGCCCAUCUGGCCAAAAAACAAUUCAUUCUGAUCAAGCUUUCUUUGAUAUCUACUAUCCCACAGAGAAGGUGACAAUUCAAGUCCUGCCACCCAAAAACGCCAUUAAAGAAGGAGACAACAUCACUCUAAAAUGCUUAGGAAAUGGUAACCCCCCUCCAGAGGAGUUUUUGUUUUACCUCCCAGGACAGCCAGAAGGUAUAAGAAGCUCAAAUACUUACGUAUUGACAGAUGUAAGACGAAAUGCGACAGGAGACUACAAAUGCUCUCUAACAGAUGAAAAAAGUAUGAUUGCUGCCACAACCAUCACAGUGCACUAUUUGGAUUUGUCCCUUAACCCAAGUGGGGAAGUAACUAAGCAGAUUGGCGAUGCUCUUCCUGUGACAUGUACUAUAUCUUCUAGUAGGAAUGCAACUGUUGUUUGGUUGAAAGAUAAUACCAAGCUGCGGUCUAGGCCAUCAUUUUCCAGUCUACAGUAUCAGGAUGCUGGGAACUAUGUCUGUGAAACCAAUCUGCAAGAAGUUGAAGGGUUAAAGAAAAGAGAAUCUCUGACUCUAAUUGUGGAAGGAAAACCUCAAAUUAAAAUGACAAAGAAAACUGAUCCAAAUGGAUUGUCUAAAACAAUUACCUGCCACGUGGAAGGUUUUCCCAAGCCGGCUGUCCAGUGGACAAUUACAGGCAGUGGAAGCGUCAUAAACCAAACGGAGGAGUCCCCUUAUGUCAAUGGCAGGUAUUAUAGUAAAAUUAUCAUUUCUCCUGAAGAGAAUGUUACAUUAACUUGCACAGCAGAAAACCAGCUGGAGAGAACAGUAAACUCCUUGAAUGUCUCUGCUAUCAGUAUUCCAGAACAAGAUGAGGCAGACGAUUUAAGUGAUGAAAAUAAAGAAAAAGUAAAUGACCAAGCCAAGUUAAUUGUGGGUAUUGUCGUCGGCCUUCUCCUCGCUGCUCUUGUUGCUGGUAUAGUCUACUGGCUGUACAUGAAGAAAUCAAAUUACUCACCUAAACCCUGCCCCCAAAGUGACAUCAAUGGAAAGUCUGAGAAGGCAGCAGCACAGAAGUUUCAAACCCACUUGAGGCAAGACAAUAUUUUUUCUUUCUGUAUGUUGUGGUUGAUAGACACUUUUUGUGAUCCCAUUGGAGAAUAG